GACGGCUCGGCUCGGAGGCGAUGAGCUCCCAGGAGGGGCAAAGGCUGCCCGUGCUGCCGGGCUUUUCGUCCCGGGACCCGACGAAAACUGAUUUUCGUCGCCCUCAGACUCUCAGUUACAAGAAUGGUUUUGCCGUUCGUCGACUGCCGACUGUGGGGAUAGGUGGAGAGCAACUUCACGUCAACCAGUUGUCCCAAGCUGAGUUAGAUGAACUGUCCAACAAGCGACCCACGCUAACCUACGGCCAACCCAAGCAAGCGCCGCCCUCGGACUUUAUCCCAGCACAUGUCGCUUUUGACAAAAAGGUGCUGAAGUUUGAUGGCUACUUUCAAGAAGAUGUCCCCAUAUCUACUGAAGAGCAUUUCCGCGUCCGGCAAGUCAGCAUUUACUACUACCUAGAAGAUGACAGCAUGUCUGUCAUGGAGCCCAUUGUGGAAAACUCAGGGAUUCCUCAGGGGAAGUUGAUCAAACGGCAGCGCAUGCCCAAGAAUGAUCGUGGGGAUCAUUAUCACUGGAAAGAUCUCAACCGAGGCAUCAACAUUACGAUCUACGGCCGGACGUUCCGGAUCGUCGAUUGUGAUGCGUUCACUCAGACUUUUCUAGAGAGCCAAGGGAUUGAUCUGAACCCCCCAGAGAAAAUGAUCUUCGACCCUUACACAGAGCUGCGUAAAAUGCCUCUGCGCAAGUACAUCACACCAUCAGAUUUUGACCAGAUGAAACAAUUCCUGGCUUUUGACAAAAAAGUCCUUCGUUUCUAUGCCACAUGGGAUGACACUGAGAACAUGUUUGGUGAGAGACGGCGUUUUAUCAUUCACUACUAUCUGGCAGAUGAUACUGUGGAGGUGAGAGAAUGCCACGAAAGGAAUAAUGGCAGAGACCCUUUCCCCGUAUUGAUAAGACGCCAGCGCCUGCCCAAAAAAUUUGUGGAGAAGAAAGGCGCCUUCCCAGCUUGUGUGCUGGAGAUCUCAGAUCAGGAGGUCCUGGAGUGGCUUUCAGCUAAAGAUUUUGCUGUGGGCAAGUCCACCACCCUUCUUGGGCGCUCUUUUUUAAUCUAUGAUUGUGACGAGUUCACUCAGCAGUUCUAUCAGGACAAGUUUGGCAUCGAUAACUUCAAGUCAGUCGAUAUAAAGAAGCCACCCCCAGAGGAAGUGAAACAGAUAGUCCCUCCCUACAAUGGUUACGGCUCCAUCGAGGACUCUCUCCAGAACUGCUUCAGCCUGAUCCCGCAGCCUCCUAAGAAGAACGUCAUCAAGAUGCUCGAAAAUGACCACAAGGUGUUGCGCUACGCCGUGACCAUGGAGUCUCCAAAUCCUGAGGACAGGAAGCGUCGAUUCAUCCUCUCCUAUUGCCUUGCCACGGACAUGAUCAGCCUCUAUGAGCCUCCUGUGCGCAAUUCAGGAAUCAUUGCAGGCAAAUACUUGAACAAGACCAGAGUUGCUAAGCCAGGCUCCUCCACAGAUUGCCCUGUAUAUUACACACCAGCUGACCUGGCUAUUGGGGCUGUGGUGGAAGUGUUUGGCCGAUGCUUUGUGAUCACUGACGCAGAUAUGUACGUCCUGGAUUAUAUGGAAAGAAAUCCGGAGAGUUUCCCGGCCGAUGUUAUAAAAUCUAUGAGGGAUCACUUUGUACCUCACCGGGCAGCAACAGAGACAAUAAAGAGGCUGGAUGAGAAUGAGCCAGACAAGCAGGAAUUGGAUACAGUCGUGGGGCAGAUACAGGAACACCUGCAGCGACACAGUUACCUACCGGACAGCAGCAUGCAGGCAGCAUUCCUCGAACAAGACAAAGAUGGCUCGGGACUUCUGGGCAAGGCAGAUUUCUUUGCUCUCUGUGACCGCUUUAAAGUUCCCGUCGACGACCCACUUUUUCAGAAGCUCAUCUGCCUUUGUUCUCAUGGGGAAAAUCAGAUAAAAUAUCCCACAUUUCUCCGAGCUUUCUAGUGCUGAUUGCCGUGAAAGAGAAAGCAAGAAAAGGAAGUCCGGAAUUUUCCAUAUAGAUCAAAUGUGUAUUAAUGUAUUAAAGUGUG
Molecule: messenger RNA, 2026 nt
Organism: Eublepharis macularius
Lineage: Eukaryota; Metazoa; Chordata; Lepidosauria; Squamata; Eublepharidae
Gene: EFHC1
Product: EF-hand domain containing 1
Exons: 11
Coding region: 21-1940 (639 amino acids)
Biological process (GO): mitotic cytokinesis; mitotic spindle organization; cilium-dependent cell motility
Cellular component (GO): mitotic spindle; axoneme
Molecular function (GO): calcium ion binding; alpha-tubulin binding
Source: RefSeq, a predicted model, not a curated record